Messenger RNA from Schistosoma spindalis, 2702 nucleotides. The record is from the annotation of a GenBank genome assembly. NCBI's taxonomy places the organism in Eukaryota, Metazoa, Platyhelminthes, Trematoda, Strigeidida, Schistosomatidae.
CGCCGUUUUGAGGUUCUAGCUCCUAAAACGUGAUCUAUAAUGUUUGAUUUUCAAAUGCAGUGAAUCCUUAGUAUUUAUAUAUUAACAACUGUAUAAAAAUUAUACUUGCAAGUAAAACCAUGUAUUACUUGAAUUGCCUCAACUUUCUACCCACAUACAACGUAUUCAAGUGGCUUAACGAGCCAAGUUAUGUUUGGAAGAUAGUUUUCCUUUGUUGUUUAGCAAAUUUCAUUAACGCAGCUGAUCGAGUUAUCAUGCCUAUUGUUAUAAUUCCCAUAUCGAGUCAUUUUGGCUGGAAUCUUCACCAAUAUGGAUUAGUUCUGAGUUCGUUUUCUGUAGGCUAUCUUGGAAGUAUGAUUAUAGGUGAAACAGCAGCAAGACGAUAUGGUGGAGGUCUGAUCCUUAGUUUUGCCGUCGCAUUCUGGUCAUUCUCAUCCCUCCUCACUCCAUUCUUUGCUCAUUCUAUUCACUCUCUGAUAACUGUGCGUAUACUACUUGGUUUAAGAGAAGGAAUAGGUCUCCCUACGGUAUUCCACAUAUUUUCUUAUGUUGUGCCUGUUGAAGAACGCAGUCGAUCUUUCAGUUAUAUGGUCACAUUUGGUGCUAUUGGUCAAACAGUAGCUACCUUGGUUUGCCCUCAUUUAAUUUGGUCUCAUUCGUUUUUCAUAUUUGGUUUUAUUGGUCUUGUGUGGAUUUGCUUCUGGAUCCCUGUCUUUAACGUUGUUAAAAGAGCUGAGUCACGAAAUGAGUUGCCUGCUCAGCAAUCUCAGCCUUCCAAACCGUCUCUUCGUUGGAUCGAAUUCGUUUCACACUGGCCAUUAUGGGCAAUUUACAUUGCUCAUUUCAGUAUGAACUGGUCAAAUUAUAUUGUAAUGCUAUGGUUACCGACCUACCUAGUCCGUUAUUUGGGAGCUACUGAAUAUGCCAUAAUGCUAACUGCUAUACCUUAUAUAUGUAACUGUAUUGGGAGUGUUAUCGCCGGACGGCUAGCGAAUUACUUAACUAAACGGCAGUUCACUGUACUAACUGUUCGACGCUUAAUGUCAUCUAUUGGUCUUCUUGGUCCAGGUGUGGUACUUUUUUUGUUUUCUCUAUCAAGCAGUGUAACAUCAGCUAUCGUCCUGAUUUCUGUGUCCAUGACAUUUUCCGCCUUCAAUUCUGCUGGACAUUUAUGUAAUCAUGUAGAGGUUGCACCUAAUCAUGCAGGCACCACAUUUAUCAUAAGCAAUAUUUUGCGAGAUUAUUAUUCACCUUCAGUAAAAAUUCCUCUACGAUCUUGAAAUAAACUUAUACCGUUGUGCGAAAUGAAGUUAAAUAGAACAUCCACCUUUCAUUUUUGUGAAAACUGAUACCACUAAACCGAUUAAAAAUAAAAAAGAAAGAGGAUAGAAUGGGUGAACAAAAAUCCCAAGGAUUUAAUAAUCUGUACACUUAAAUCAUGAAAUGACAUACAGGAAGUCAUUGAGUCUAAUGGUCUGAACUGGUGGUCAAAAGCACUCACUGCCACAUAGGACUGUUUUGAAGAAAGGUGAGAUGAGGUUUUGGUUUAUUAUAUAAGAUUUCUGUGCCACUGCAAUUAGUAAUAAAGUAAAUAAAUACAGUUUCACGAUUGAAACUUUGAAAGUCUUCGAAGUAGAUGGGAAGGAUUAAUUCAGUUAAUUGUCGUUAAAUCACAGUAUCUGACUACAACUCAGAUUUUCUUUCCCCAAUAAUUUUUAUGUGUUAAUGUGCGAGUCCGUUUAUUUAUUCUCUUUAUUCACAUUCUUAUUGUGUAAAUUCCGGGCUGAAUUUGUCUAUGUGAUAAUUAAUGCAUACUUAAGCAUCAAUGUGACGAUGUAGAUGCAUAACCAAAUCAUGUUUCAUACAUAAUUUCAAUAAACUAUUAUUUUUUGAUUUUAUGAAUUUUGAAGAAUGUUAUCACGGUUAAUCUGUGAAUAAAGUUUUGCAGUGAAGUGAUUCACUACGGCUAUUUCGGCGUUAACCCAUUCACUUCUACUUGUUAAUCAUUUCCUCUGUUGCAUUUCCAACUACACUUUCCCAUGUUACUUCUAGUGACCACUUGUAGCGUGCUUUUUACUAUCUUAGCUGUAUAUUAUCUCGAAACACUUGUCUAAAUUCUAGAUAAGGUGAUUCUAAUUUAAAUGUAGUAGUAAAUAAUGCUUGGAAACAGUAUUUAAUAUAGCUAAUUUUCAUUUCGCCUUAUCGUUCAUUUCAUUUUCUAUUAUAUAUAGGCUACUAUACCUGGAAUAGUAUGUGGUCCACUAACUGCUGAAUUAGUUAUCACAUCUGGUGGAAGGUGGUUUCCUGUAUUCAUACUAGCUGGUUUUAUAAAUGUAGUUGGUGCUGUUGUGUACAUUAGCCAGAGUUCUACAACGCAAGUAUUGUAAUCAUGCGAAUGAUGUGUACAGAUGUCCAUGUACAUUCACUUUUUUUUAUUCUUUUAACUUUGUAUCUGACUUUUUCCCUACUCAAGUCCAUACUUUCUCUCACUACUUACUUAAUUUAUCAUGAACUGUGCCUUCAACUUUCUGUUUGACGAAAUUCGUUGUCAAAUUUACUUAUCAACCAUGCAUAGUAUCUUUGCGGAGAUAUGGCCAAGAUUUAUUCAUUGAAUUUAUUCGGUUAAAAUUAUUCACCCUUUACUAUAAUGAAAUCACAAUGUUUUGUUAUAAAUUAGUAAAUCGAUAAAUUAUUGUUACUCA